GACAAGACGGGCCGUCCCAUCAUUGUGAUGCAGCCCGGCAAGCAUAAACCUAGCGAAUCGUCGCCCCUGGACGUCAUGAAGCUGGCUGUCUACACCAUGGAAACUGCCAUCAAGCGCAUGGGCGAUGGUGUCGAGUCGGUCGUCUUUGUGGUUGACCUCGAGGGCAUGUCGCCAAAGUCGGCCGAUUUCCGUGUGCCACGUCUUCUGCUCUCCACCCUCCAAGAGAACUACCCCGAGCGCAUCAGCCUCCUGCUGGUUGUCAACACCCCGGCCUUUUUCCGCCUGGUGUGGGCCACCGUCCGUAACUUCUUCUCCGAGCAACUCCUCAAGAAGGUU
Molecule: messenger RNA, 336 nt
Organism: Monosiga brevicollis MX1
Lineage: Eukaryota; Choanoflagellata; Craspedida; Salpingoecidae
Exons: 2
Molecular function (GO): phosphatidylinositol transfer activity
Source: RefSeq, a predicted model, not a curated record